AAAUGCAAGGACUAUAAGUUUAGAUUAUUUAAUUAGCUUAUUCAAACAAUGCAACAAUAAAUUUGCAAUAAUUGCAAUCGGUUUUUGUACUUUAAAAAAUUAAAGAUAUUAAAUAAAAGAAAGAUAAACGAGAAUUUGGUGUCGACGAUAAGCAUAAUACUUCGUAAUUAACUGAAUACACUUAUGUUUGAAAAUAAAAAUAACACAAACUGAUGGCGUAACGAGGUCGAAUAUUACAUUUGUAAAUCAACAAAAUUUCAAAGCUCGACGCUCUAGAACUACGAUAAGAGAGCUUUGAAAAUGUCAACUUAAUGAUUAACUUAACAGUUCAGUUCGUAUUUGUCGCUAUUAAGAAGAACUUCUGUAGCAGCUGAAUAAUUAUUAAUACUCCCAAAAAUAAGCAUGAAAUUUGUUGCGGUUUUUCUGAUGUUCGUUGCUUGUUUUGCCCAUUCCUGGGCAUUAAAAAAUGAUAUAUGCGGAUUACCACAUUCACAGGAUGGCGAUGGAUUUUAUGUGUGUAAGGCACAACUGCCCAAGUGGAGCUAUAAUUCUAAGACAAACGAGUGUGUGAACUUCACUUAUGGAGGUUGUGGUGGCAAUGACAAUCGCUUUGAAACCGAACAGCAAUGCAAUGACAAAUGCAAGGAGUGAAUACAACAUGAUGCUGUAGAUAUUUGAUUUCAUUUAGCCAAGGACUAAAAACAUUCAUUUUAUAAACCGAAUUUUUGGCAAUUUUAUGAAAAAGUUAAUAACAAUAAAAAGAAUCUUUAGGAUGAUGUCAUUCUUCACCGAGAACAUGCGAACUUGAAAAAAAUCAA
Messenger RNA from Drosophila sulfurigaster albostrigata, 818 nucleotides. RefSeq names its product male accessory gland serine protease inhibitor-like. Bases 403 to 651 code for a protein of 82 amino acids. Gene Ontology annotation, molecular function: serine-type endopeptidase inhibitor activity. Lineage: Eukaryota; Metazoa; Arthropoda; Insecta; Diptera; Drosophilidae. The transcript has 2 exons. The record is from RefSeq and is a predicted model, not a curated record.